UGAGGUUAAGCGGAAGAGAGAGAGAGAGAGAGAGAGAAAGAUGAGCUUAGCUAGAGCUAGUUUAACCUUAAUCCUUAAGCCUCGUUAUGAGCUUGUCUUGUUGUUGUUGUUGUCGACGAUCGCGUUGACUCAGCAGGCGGCCAUCGAUAGCACCACGGACUUCUAUACCGCCGGCGUUGUGGAGUUUCGCAAUGCGGCGAGCGUAGCUGAUAAUUUGGCCGGCUACUUGGAGAUCAUCGCAUCGCCGAAUGCCAGCGCCACGGAUAUCAUUGUAUUCCCCGAGGCAACGCUCGGCAAUUUCAAUAGCUACGAUUUUGUGCCCAGUCCUCAGCAACAGGUGACGCCGUGUCUCGAUGACCCUGAGGCUCAGUACUACGCUGACUAUCUGGUUGCCAUCUCUUGUGCUGCUCGCAAUGUCAGCAAAUAUGUGGCGAUCAAUGUCCCGGAGCAUGAGCUCUGCACCGAUGUCCCGGAGGAUACGCGUCCGUGUGCGAGCAACGGUUUCAAUAUCUACAACACGAAUGUGGUCUUCGAUCGCAAUGGAACCGUCAUCUCGCGCUAUCGCAAGGUGCAUCUGUAUGGCGAGCCGAGGAACACGACCUUUGUGCCCGAGAGCAUCACCUUUGAGACGGACUUCGGGGUCACGUUUGGCCACAUGAUCUGCUUUGACAUCAUGUUCUUUACGCCCGGGGGGGAGAUCAUUCAGGAGCAGGGCGUGCGCGACUUUAUCUUUCCCACCAUGUGGUUCUCCCAGCUGCCGUUCCUCACAGCUGUGCAAACGCAGCAGGCUUGGGCGUACGCCAACGAUGCGAAUCUGCUGGCUGCGGGCGCCAGUCACCCUGAGAAUGGCUCCACUGGGAGCGGUAUAUAUAACGGUCGUAAAGGCACCAUCAGCAGUGUGAUGGCUCUGGACGAGGGACAACGUCGCAUCUAUGUGGCUCAGGUGCCCAAAUAUCCGGCGAGCAACAGACGCACCUCGAAGCGUUCACGUCGAGCAGUGAAGGAGCAACCGCAGCCAAGGAACACCGAAGGUUUCCAGAUGAAGCAGGAUCUAGUGACGCUCUACGAGACAGUUUCGCUGGAGUCGCUGGCGAAUCAGGCAACUGACACUUCGCUAACUCAGGACGUGUGCCACGGACAGAUCUGCUGUCACUUUGAGGUCGAGUGGCGUUUGCUCGACAAUGUGGCGGAGAAUGUCAGCUAUUACAACUAUCGAUUGGCCGCCUACGAUGGCUGGCGCAAUGAGAAGGGAAUGGAUGCGAACUAUUUGCGCAAUUGCGGCAUCUUUGCCUGCACCGGACCCACCAUCGAGGACUGUGGCAAAUUGGUGCAUGCGUUCCAGCCACGCGUGACAUUCACCCGUCUCCUCAUCGAGGCCACCUAUCCCAAGUCCCGUGAGUUCCUCCUGGCCCCGAACAGUGUGCGCGACAAUCUGCUGCCCCUGGAGCCGCAUCAGUUUGAGUUCUCCCUCGAGGAGCUGGCGAAUCAAAAUCAACUGCAGUCACGCUUUGAGCUCGCCCCAUCGCUGGAGGUGCAGAAUCUCCUCACUUUUGCCAUCUACGGCAACUACUAUGAUGAUGAGUGCACCUUUAACAAAGGCACCGAACAGCAGGAUUUGGAAUGCGGCUUCCAACCCAAAGAUGAUGGCGCCGCCUCGUUGCGUUUCUCCAGCUUUUUUGCUGCUGCCACUGCUGUUGACAAUGCUUCUGAAGCUUCACUAGUGGCAACAACUACAACAAACUAUAUUGAACUUGCUUCUUUUUUUUUUUUGCUGAACUCAUAAAUGAAUCUACUCAAA
Molecule: messenger RNA, 1798 nt
Organism: Drosophila sulfurigaster albostrigata
Lineage: Eukaryota; Metazoa; Arthropoda; Insecta; Diptera; Drosophilidae
Product: vanin-like protein 1
Exons: 4
Coding region: 41-1783 (580 amino acids)
Molecular function (GO): hydrolase activity, acting on carbon-nitrogen (but not peptide) bonds, in linear amides
Source: RefSeq, a predicted model, not a curated record